This is a messenger RNA of Closterium sp. Naga37s-1, 1074 nucleotides long. Lineage: Eukaryota; Viridiplantae; Streptophyta; Zygnematophyceae; Desmidiales; Closteriaceae. The record is from the annotation of a GenBank genome assembly.
AUGGCUAACGCGUCCAAGUUCUUGAUGGCGGCGGGGGCAGCGGUAGGGCGGUCGGGAGCCGUUCCGGCGCUUCUCUCGCGCGUCUUCCACGCUGCUGUCGCCAGCAGAUCGCUCGCACCCAUCGCGAUCGCCACUGCGAACAUCGCCACUUCCGCUUCCGUCUCUGCGCCUACCUCAGGCCCUACUGGCUGCAUCUCCACCACUACCGAGCCCUUCCAGACGAUGCCCUACCCGUCGUGGGAAUCGUCGCACUCGUCGCACUCGUCGCAUGGAAGUCGCAGGACGCAGUCCGGCGACGGAUCGAGCGACAGCGGAUUGGAGCACCGCGCGUUGCUCGUCGACGCUGCGGGAACCCUUGUAGAACCUAGCGAGCCAGUCACUAAGGUGUACGCGAGUCUGGGGCGCAAAUACGGAGUGAAAUACUCGGAGGAUGAGAUUCUGCAGCGGUACCGCCACGCGUAUAUCCAGCCAUGGCGCAAGUCGAUCCUGAGAUACGAGGACGACGCGCGGCCGUUCUGGCAAUACGUGGUUUCGGAGUCUACAGGCUGCAACCACCCGGAUUACCUGGAGGAGCUGUACCAGUACUACACGACGAAGGAGGCAUGGCGCCUCACAGACCCGCAUGCCAAGGAGGCGUUCACCGCCAUUCGCGACGCGGGGGUGAAGAUAGCCGUUGUGUCCAACUUUGACACGCGCCUGCGCACCGUGCUCAAGGAGCUAGACUGCCACGACUGGUUCGACGCCAUUGCAGUGUCCGCCGAGAUUCAAGCGGAGAAGCCCAACCCAGUGAUAUUCCACUCAGCCUGUGACCUAGUGGGUGUAGAUCCACACCAUGCGGUGCAUGUGGGCGAUGACAGGAGGAAUGACCUCUGGGGAGCGAGGGAUGCAGGUUGCUCCGCAUGGCUAUGGCAGGACGACGUGCAUUCCUUUCACGAUGUGGCCCGCAAGCUCGGAGUGCUUUUCCCUGGAGAGGAGGAGAGCCCCGAAGCGAAUAAAAGGAGGAUACCAAGGCCGCCUCGAUGGGCUGAUAGGCCCAUGAUUGCAGCAAAUGGCCUCCAGUUUAUGCGCCACUAA